Messenger RNA from Rhodofomes roseus, 770 nucleotides. RefSeq lists its product as uncharacterized. NCBI's taxonomy places the organism in Eukaryota, Fungi, Basidiomycota, Agaricomycetes, Polyporales, Fomitopsidaceae. Bases 372 to 626 code for a protein of 84 amino acids. The transcript is spliced from 5 exons. The record is from RefSeq and is a predicted model, not a curated record.
CUCGCGCGACUACCCGGCUGAACGGUCAAACCCCUGGGCGAUUCAGUCUCUCGUUGCGGGUCUUCGUGCUCUUGCACGUAGUCCCGGAUCGCGUCGCGGUCGUGUACCGCGGUAGUGCUGUAACACGCACGACAGGACAACGGUCUGUUGGGCCAGCCACGAAUCCAUUUUUACGGAUCGUGUAUCGCACUGGUCAACGGGCCGAGGCGCAGUACGAGACAGCCAACGUCUGUCUCGACGACCUCGCUUCAGAUCGGCAUGAGGAAUCGUCGGGCUCCAAAGCUUUCCUAUCCGACGUCGGCGUGAUGGCGCAGUGACCGGCGAGCUCGCCUACCUCACCGCGCCAUACGAAGCAGUUCAGAUAUCUUGCAAUGCAAUUCAACGCAUCUACCGUCCUCGCCUUCCUCUUCGCCGCCAGUUCUGUGGCCGGCCAGGUCUACAAUCCCAUCGGUCAGCCCUGCGGCCCUCCUCAGGGCGGGGAAGGUUGUGCGAACGACGUACCGAGCCUCAACGGCGGUAACGCGUUCAUCUACGAGUGCGGCCCUACCAACACGUUUGUGUAUCUUGCCGGUUGCGCGUGCUCGACGUGCUGCGAGGCUACCGUCGACGGAGCGUAUUGCACCUGAGAAAUGAAGGAAAGCUGAUCAUCGCGGGUGCCAGUCACUCAGAUCGCCAUUGUUUCACGGAGAUAUCAUUGUAUUAGAUUGCGUAACAGAAUCGACGCCCACGCCGCCCGCAGUGGAAGUUGUCGAUGCAAGCCGGGCACGUUA